CAACUCAGCUGAGAGCAGACGGAGGAGCGCAGGCAAGCAGGGAGGGAGGAAAAAGCUACUCGGUCCCUUUAAGGGAGGGACUGCCACUUGUCCGGAUAUUUUCUUUUUUUUAAUGUUGGACUCGUCUUGGGGGAUCCAGUGUGCAUUUGAAGGCGUUUGCUCACUCGCGAAUCCAACAAACGGGGGAGGAGAGAGAGCGAGAAAGAAAGAAAAUGGAGUUAGAGGACGGAGUGGUGUACCAGGACGACCCGGGGACAGCGGCGAUGAUGUCGGAACGGGUCUCGGGCCUGGCUAGCUCCAUCUACCGCGAGUUCGAGCGGCUCAUCGGCAAGUACGACGAGGACGUGGUGAAAGAGCUCAUGCCCCUGGUGGUGGCCGUGCUGGAGAACCUCGACUCGGUGUUUGCCGAGAACCAGGAGCACGAAGUGGAGCUGGAACUGCUCAAGGAGGACAACGAGCAGCUAAUCACCCAGUACGAGCGGGAGGAAGCGUUGAGGAAGCAUGCUGAGGAGAAAUUUAUUGAAUUUGAAGACUCCCAGGAACAGGAGAAGAAAGACCUGCAAGGUCGAGUGGAGUCGCUGGAGUCCUUCUCACGGCAGCUGGAGCUCAAGGCCAAGAACUACGCAGAUCAAAUUAGCAGGUUAGAAGAGCGGGAGGCUGAACUGAAGAAGGAGUAUAACGCUCUUCAUCAGCGGCACACAGAGAUGAUUCACAACUAUAUGGAGCACCUGGAGCGCACCAAACUUCAGCAGCUGACGGGGACAGAUCUGCUGGAAUCGGGAACGCUUGGCCGGGUUCGGAAGGAUCGGCCGCUUUCCUUGGGGAUUUUUCCCCUGACUAGCGGAGACCCCCUCCUCACACCUGAUGCUCAGCGGGAUGGAGUCGAGACCCCUGGGACAGAACACUGGCGAUUCAAUGACCUGAGCCACCCACGCUCCAAUACAAGUCUCAAGGAGUUGGAGACUGACGAUGUGCAAAAGAUUGGUAAGAGUUCACAGGAGGCUUGGGGACAUUCGAUGGCUGCCAACUGCCAGGAUGAGCUCUCAGAUAUCAGCCAAGGUGGCUCCAAGUCUGUCACGCCGAUGUCAACGGCCGCAUCGGACGUGGCAAUGCCUUCUGUUGACACGCCCCUACGGGAGGAAGCUGAGGGAUUGUCUAAGAAUCUCAACACAGCGAGCAGAAAACCAGACAGCAGCAAGAACAUCGAAGUUCAAGUAGCCCCAGGUACUAGGACAGUCUCCAUUGGUUUAUCUGAAAAUGAUGACAAAUCAGAUGUGCAGGCCAUUAUUGAAUCUACUCCAGAGCUGGAUAUGGACCUCAGCGGGUACAAGGGAGCAAGCACGCCAACCAAAGGAAUUGAAAACAAAGCAUUUGAUCGCAACACUGAGUCUUUGUUUGAAGAGCUGUCAUCUGCUGGAUCGGGGCUUAUUGGGGAUGUGGACGAGGGAGCAGAUCUUCUGGAUCAUAGUUUCUUUGGUAUGGGACGUGAGGUUGAAAAUCUAAUUCUGGAGAACACGCAGCUUCUGGAGACAAAAAAUGCCCUGAACGUGGUGAAGAAUGACUUGAUAGCCAAGGUGGAUGAUCUGUCCUGUGAGAAGGAGGUCCUGAAAGGAGAGCUGCAAGCUGUGAAGCAGGCCAAGCAGAAACUGGAGGAGAGAAACCGUGAACUGGAGGAAGAACUGAAAAAGGCUCGUGCAGAAAUUGAAGAGGCAAAGCAAAAGUCAAAAGAGGAAGAUGAUAGUGAUGUACCCACAGCGCAGAGGAAAAGGUUUACCAGAGUGGAGAUGGCACGCGUUCUCAUGGAGCGCAAUCAGUACAAAGAAAGGCUGAUGGAGCUGCAGGAGGCGGUGCGAUGGACUGAGAUGAUACGAGCUUCCAGAGAAAACCCAGCACUGAACGAGAAGAAGAAGUCCAGCAUCUGGCAGUUCUUCAGCCGUCUCUUCAGCUCUUCAAGUAACACGGCACGGAAGCCUGACCCUCCGGUCAAUGUGAAGUUCAACGCCCCGACCUCUCACAUUACGCCGACGGUCAAGAAGAGGAGCACCACGCUGUCUCAGCUGCCAAGUGACAAGUCAAAGGCAUUUGACUUCCUUAAUGAUGAGACAGAUGGUGCCAGUUUAGCAUCUCGAAGGGAGCAGAAAAGGGCACAGUAUCGGCAAGUAAAAGCGCAUGUGCAGAAGGACGAUGGCCGCGUGCAGGCCUAUGGCUGGAGUUUACCCCAGAGAUACAAACAGAUAGUAAAUGGAGGUCAAGGUGACAAUAAGAUGAAAAGCUUACCUGUACCCGUAUAUCUCAGACCGCUGGAUGAGAAAGAUGCUUCCAUGAAGCUUUGGUGUGCUGCAGGUGUAAACCUUUCCGGUGGAAAGACACGUGAUGGAGGCUCCAUUGUAGGAGCCAGCGUUUUCUACAAUGAUGUCACCGGGGCUGACACUGAUGGUAGCAGACCAAGGCGAGGAUCACAGAGUAGCCUGGACCGACUUGAACAGGAGCUCAAGGAACAAGAGAAAGAGCUGAGGCAGCAUGAAGAUCUUUCCAGUCUGGUCUGGAUCUGCACCAGCACUCACUCAUCUACCAAAGUCUUGGUCAUCGACGCCAACCAGCCUGGCAACAUAUUGGACAAUUUCUUUGUGUGCAAUUCUCAUGUUCUUUGCAUUGCCAGUGUUCCAGGGGCGAGAGAAACGGACUACCCGGCUGGAGAAGAGAUUCCCCGUGAAAUGGAAGGCGGGCCGUGUGACAACGCCUCUCUGACGGGCAGCCUCGCCAGCAACAGCUCAGCAGGCAGUGACAGCAUGCUGGGUGGGAUCACCGUGGUGGGCUGCACUGCCGAGAGCGCUACAUCCCCGCAGGCAGUGAACGCUGCCGUCACCAUCUCUGCUGCCACGGAGAAGCCCACAGAAGAGGAGGUCACCGAGGCUGACACCCCAGACGAUGGAGUGGCCACCGCUGAGGAAGCCACAGAGGCAACAGAAGCCAACUCUGGCUCAGUAGACGAUGUGGUGGACAUCAGUCAGCCGGGAAUUUACACCGAGCACGUCUUCACGGACCCUCUAGGAGUGCAGAAUACGGCCGAGACCUCCGCAGCUUAUCAGAAGAGGGAAUUGGACGCAUCUAAGAACGGCUCAGCGGCAGUCACUGAUGAAGAGGAUCUAAUGAGGGAAGAAGCACAGAAGAUGAGCAGUGUGCUGCCAACCAUGUGGCUGGGUGCCCAGAAUGGCUGUUUGUAUGUUCAUUCUUCUGUGGCCCAGUGGCAGAAAUGUCUUCAUUCAAUUAAACUGAAAGAUUCAAUUCUUAGUAUUGUACAUGUUAAAGGACGAGUACUCAUUGCCUUGGCAGAUGGGACCUUAGCCAUCUUUCAUCGGGGUGUAGAUGGCCAGUGGGACCUCACAAACUAUCACCUUUUAGACCUGGGGCGCCCGCACCACUCUAUCCGCUGUAUGACUGUUGUGCAUGACAAGGUGUGGUGCGGGUACAGAAACAAGAUCUACGUGGUGCAGCCAAAGGCCAUGAAGAUUGAGAAGUCCUUUGAUGCCCAUCCCCGAAAGGAGAGCCAGGUGAGACAGUUGGCUUGGGUUGGCGAUGGCGUGUGGGUGUCGAUCCGUCUCGAUUCCACCCUGCGACUGUAUCACGCACACACCUACCAGCACUUGCAGGAUGUCGACAUCGAGCCGUACGUCAGUAAGAUGCUGGGUACGGGCAAACUGGGCUUCUCCUUCGUGAGGAUCACUGCACUCAUGGUGUCCUGCAAUCGCCUGUGGGUAGGAACGGGGAACGGCGUCAUCAUUUCCAUCCCUCUAACUGAAACUGUAAUCCUCCACCAGGGACGUUUACUGGGGCUGAGGGCCAAUAAAAUAACAUCAGGAACAGCGAGCCGUCCAGGCAGCGUGAUCCGAGUGUAUGGGGAUGAAAACAGCGACAAGGUGACGCCGGGCACGUUCAUCCCGUACUGCUCCAUGGCUCACGCGCAGCUCUGCUUUCACGGCCAUCGGGAUGCCGUCAAGUUCUUUGCUGCGGUGCCAGGUCAGGUGAUCAGCCCUCCAACUAUAGCUGGCAGUGACCUCGCUACCGAGAAGCCGGGACCCUCGACGUCGGAGUCGCCAGUUCAGGAGCUCGUGAAGUCCGUGCUAGUGAUGAGCGGAGGAGAGGGCUACAUCGACUUCAGGAUGGGCGAUGAGGGGGGUGAAUCGGAAGAACUGGCCGACACGCUGCAGCUCCAGCCCUCCCUGGCCAAGGCCGAGAGAAGCCAUUUAAUUGUGUGGCAGGUGAUGUACAGCGACGAGUGAGCUGCGCCAGGACAGGCGGUGUGGUGCCAUCAGCAGGAAGCGGAGGACCCGAGAAGGAAGCCGUCCGUC
Molecule: messenger RNA, 4349 nt
Organism: Erpetoichthys calabaricus (reedfish)
Lineage: Eukaryota; Metazoa; Chordata; Cladistia; Polypteriformes; Polypteridae
Product: C-Jun-amino-terminal kinase-interacting protein 4-like
Exons: 32
Coding region: 213-4280 (1355 amino acids)
Biological process (GO): vesicle-mediated transport
Cellular component (GO): cytoplasm
Molecular function (GO): signaling receptor complex adaptor activity; JUN kinase binding; MAP kinase scaffold activity
Source: RefSeq, a predicted model, not a curated record